AUGGUUUCUUACACGCUUUCUGAAAAGGCGCAAGAGGAGAGCGAGGCGCAUGAGAUGAGCAUCCUCUACGGCUGCCAGGACGGACUUGUGGCGAUGCACAAGGCCGGACUGACGCUGUCUGCCGCCAUGGCACAGCUCAUUCAGGUUCCAGAGCAGUUGAGCAGCAAGGGAGCUGAAAGCGGAGGAGGAACAGAAGCAGGAGCUGGAGCAGCCGGUUCCAAUUCAGAGGAAAUGGACACAUCGUCUCGAUUUUCGACGUCCUCAAAUGAAAGUGACAUCAACGGCGACAAGAGCGGUGUCCUCAUCGCCAACAGUAGCAACCAUCCGUCAUUGGUCGGCAGCAACAACGAUGAUGACGACCAUCACUGUGACGCUCUGACGACCUCAAACUCGGCCAUCAUAGAUUUUACAGAAAAGUUUCAUCAUGGCGAGGCGGUAGAGGAGACCAAGGGAAACCCCAUUUUCCAGACGCUGACCAAUAUUGAGCAGAUGGAGCAGCACAGCAAACCAGCUAUUCUACCAGUUGUGAGCAAGGUGAACAAGCGCAAGUCAGCCGCUGCUAAACGAUGCGCAAACGCCGCCGAUCUGAACUCUUCUGAUAGCAUCAGUCCACAAAAAGGAAGCAAACGCAAAUCACCAACUGUGGAUCUGUUGCAGAAAAUUUUUCCAAAAAUCAAAGCUACAACACUGGAGCAAACACUGCACAAGUGUCAAAAUGAUGUACUGAAAACAAUCGAACAGCUAAUCAAAGAGGCGAAAGAGUGCGAACAGGCGGCAAACUCGUCAGAUUCGAAAAUGCUCAAAUGCCCAAGUGCGCCAGCAGUACAAAACGAGGUUGCAGUGAACAUUCCGCUUCAACUUCCACCACUGGAGCCAACUGCCGCUGCUGAUUUCAGUGAGAUUCGCAAGCAGUUUGGUUUCAGCAAGAACAAGAAGCCAAAGAACUCCUUUGUCCGUCACAAGGCCAACUACGAGAAUGCCUUGCGCGAGCAGGCGGCAAAGGUGGUCGUUGGAGCAGUUGAGCAUCAGCAGCAAAUGCAACAACAGCAACAACAUCGAAACUCCUCCUGCUUUGAUGUGGCGAACCAAAUAGACUUUACUUUUAAACAGGGAAACAACCACAACCAGCACUUUCACAGCCAUCAUCCCAGCCACCUAGGCGUCCAGUCUCCCUGCGCAGCAGUACCUCACCAGCAGUUGCUCUCGAUGUUUGGCAACCCUGCCUCGCCGCCAUCUGUCAACCCGAACGGUGGCACUCCUCUGCUGCAUCCUUCCUUUUCUCUUGCCACCGGAACUACCACAUCAUCGUCGCCCGUUUCCUCCUCCUCCUCACCGAACGUCUUUCCCCCACUACCAUCAGCAGUUCAAUGUCCCGUCUCUUUGGCAGUCUCCACGCCGAUCAACAGCAGCCCCAGCAUGAACAGCGCACAGCAACGCAUCAACUUUCUCAAUGCUCGCAACGCUGCCCUGAUGCACCUCAACCCGGCGGCGGCACAGUUUGGUGGACCACUAAACAACAGCAGCAGCAACAAAGUGGAACCUGACACCGGCAAGCUGUCAACUGGCAACAACCACAACAGCAACAACAGCAGCGGCAACACUUUUCUUCCUAAUUCGGUAGUGCCCUCUCUGCCGCAUCUGUCACAGAACCUCUUUCACUCGUUGAUGGCCAGCACCACCGGCUAUCGCAACCUCUUUCCCUUCUUUCCCGGUGUGGUAGGUGCUGCCGCAGCAGCAGGCGCUAUCCCCAAUCCUCUGGCGUCUUUAGGUCUUCUUGGUGCCGGACUGACUGGCAUGGCCAUGCAGUCCUCUGCAGGUCUCAACAGCAACAAUAGUUCGGCUGAUCAGCAGCAACAGCAGCAGCUUCUGCCUUCUGCGGGCAACACUGCCGCCGCCGCCUCUCUGCCCAACUUUGAGCAGAACUUUGAGGAUUUUAACCAGAAGCUGCUCAGUCAACGAAACCACCAGCUGCAGACGGCUCUGCACAAUAUUUGCGGUAAUGCUACUGAAAACGGAGGAAACACUUGGUAUGCCGGCGAUGCCCUAAUGCACAGCAACUCCAAUGGAAGUAGUCAGUCAAAGUCGUGCGACGAAAAGAGCGAUUCACUUUAA
Molecule: messenger RNA, 2112 nt
Organism: Rhagoletis zephyria (snowberry fruit fly)
Lineage: Eukaryota; Metazoa; Arthropoda; Insecta; Diptera; Tephritidae
Source: RefSeq, a predicted model, not a curated record